AUGUUUGAUGAGUCGCUUGGGCUGACCGUUCUCGCUGAACACGACUGCGAUGAAUAUGAGGAUGGCCAGAAGCAAUUUCUCGCUCAGUUUGUGGCUGCCAAACCUCGUUGCGGUGGCCUCCCGAACACCAAAGCGAACUUUGAUUGUGGAAAGAGUCGGGUAACAACCCCGCUUCUUGCAAGACAAUCACGGAUCCUGGAAGGGACAAAACCAAAGCAACCUUUCAGCUCGACAGAUGACAUUUCAGGCAAAGCCACAAGGUCAAAGUCAAAGCUGCUCGCUGCUAGGGCAGAAGAUCGGAUGUUGCAGGCUUGUUUGUCAACGCUGGAUCAUGCUUAA
Molecule: messenger RNA, 339 nt
Organism: Effrenium voratum
Lineage: Eukaryota; Dinophyceae; Suessiales; Symbiodiniaceae
Source: the annotation of a GenBank genome assembly